Mollisia scopiformis is the source of this 2816-nucleotide messenger RNA. RefSeq names its product GPI ethanolamine phosphate transferase-like protein 2. Lineage: Eukaryota; Fungi; Ascomycota; Leotiomycetes; Helotiales; Mollisiaceae. The record is from RefSeq and is a predicted model, not a curated record. Gene Ontology annotation, biological process: GPI anchor biosynthetic process. The transcript has 9 exons. Gene Ontology annotation, cellular component: endoplasmic reticulum membrane. Bases 129 to 2708 code for a protein of 859 amino acids.
CUUCUAACAAAACAAUAUUCAACAACAGAACUAUGGCAUUGACUCUAUUGUGUUCAACGCUAUUUCACUUCCUUAACCUCUCACAUAUCUGCUAACCUCAUUGCCGUGGUUACCUCGAUUCUAGGAACAUGGCCAGUCGAAUUACCACCUUGAGCCUCCUCGCGGCCAAUGUUGUCAUACCAGUCGCAAUACUGAUCUUUGCCAGCGGCUUCUUUCCUUACAAGCCAUUCCUCUCCGGUCUAGCCCAAUAUGAAGCUCUUCAGCAAUACGGAGCUUCGCCAGAGGCCCCAUUCAACAAGGUUAUAUUCAUGGUAGUGGAUGCAUUGCGGAGUGAUUUUGUCUAUGGCGAAUCCUCUGGUUUUGGCUUCACGCAAAGCCUGAUCUCGAAUGGCGCAGCUCUCCCCUUCACAGCGCAUGCUACCUCUCCAACAAUCACCAUGCCAAGAAUCAAAGCAAUUACUACGGGCUCUAUACCUUCCUUUCUAGAUGUUAUUCUCAACUUUGCAGAGUCUGAUACGACAUCGACUCUCGCGACACAGGAUACGUGGCUUGCACAAAUGAAAGCAAAAGAUACUGGCAAAUUGGUCAUGUAUGGAGAUGAUACUUGGCUGAAGCUCUUCCCUGAAACUUUCGACAGAGCAGAUGGAACAUCAAGCUUCUUUGUUUCGGAUUUCACAGAGGUAGACAAUAAUGUCACCAGGCAUAUCCCAGAUGAGUUGAAAAAUGAUGAUUGGAAUACUAUGGUUUUGCAUUACUUGGGCCUGGAUCAUAUUGGUCAUAAGACUGGUCCACGAGGACCAAAUAUGAUACCCAAGCAGCAUGAGAUGGAUGGAAUUGUCAGCCAAUUAUACGAUGCUAUGACGACCAAGGAACAUCUUCAGUCGACAUUGUUGGUCCUUCUUGGAGAUCACGGCAUGAAUGAUGCAGGUAAUCAUGGUGGAUCUGCUCCUGGAGAGACCUCACCUGCUCUUGUCUUCAUAUCACCAAAACUCAAAUCUGUUGGCAGAGGCCUUGAGUCUCCUGCUCCUUUCAAAGAGGAUUUCCAAUAUUAUUAUACUGUUGAACAAUCAGAUAUAGCUCCUACUUUAGGAGCUCUACUCGGAUUCCCAAUUCCCAGGAACAACCUGGGAGCAUUUAUUCCACAUUUCCUUCCGUUCUGGUCAAGCAAAAGUGAUAAGAUACAAAUCUUACUUCGCAAUGCCAAGCAAAUUCUCAGCGUGGUCACUGCUACAUUCUCCUCAUUCGAGAUGACUGGCCCUUCUUCCAAAUGUGAUAAUCUCUCUGACAGCGUCGAAGAGCUUGCAUGUCAAUGGAGAGGCAUAAUUCAGAGUUUACCAGGACCUGAUAAUGAAUUUUUGAACACCGAGAACUGGCUAUACUCUGUCGGCAAGUGGCUUACAAAGGCACAAGAAUUGAUGAGCAGUACUGCAAGCAAUUAUGACAUGCCUAAGCUAGUCACAGGUCAAUCUGCUGCAACUGCAGCACUUUCACUUGCCGCUCUUGCUGCUGGCCCGACAGUUGCCAAUGCCGUACGGGAAACCUCUCCGAUUAUAGGUAUAUCUCUGCUAUAUGGCAUCAUGAUGUUCGCCAGUAGCUAUGUUGAGGAAGAACAGCACUUUUGGUACUGGGCUACAACUGCAUGGCUCAUGCUACUAUGGCUGAAAUGCAAUCGAAAGAAGGAGUUGAUUAAUGCCCGGCUGCUUGCCAUCAGCUCGAUUGCCAUUCUCAUCGCGAUGAGACUUGCUCGCAGAUGGAAUCAAACAGGGCAGAAGUUCGCUGGGGAGCCAGAUAUUGCUCGAACAUUCUUUUCUGAACAUCGUCUGGUGAUGUGGUCGCUUGUAGGACUUACAUAUCUCUGGAAUCUCCAGUGUCUUGCAGCCAGAGCAUUUCCACGCUUUCCCCAAAUCGCUGCAGGCGCGAUUGCUACGAGCUUAGCUACUGCAGCUCUUACUUUCAAGCUAGCCUUCACAAAUGAGGACUCUCCUGAGCUUAUGGCUGGCAUUGCGAAGUCAAUGGCUGAUAGCGAAUAUGGUGUCUCGUUGGUGGCACGAGCAAGGAUAGCUUUCUAUGCCAUUGGUAUUGGAUUGCUCUACACUGUAAUCUCAGGAUUUGGGCCCACCAAGAAACCAAACACCACGAUGCGGACCAUACACGAUCUGCUCACCCUCUUUCUUAUUACCCAAUCAAGAGCAACCAAUAUUCCACUAUUACUUAUAUUCGAGAUUCAAUUCUAUCUCCUUAACAGCAUGGACCUGAACCUAAUCGAAACAACCACGACCUCCCUCCUCCUUCAGUACAUGUCCUUUUUCGCCUUCGGAGGCUCCAACGCCAUCUCCUCUAUCGACCUCUCCAGCGCCUACAAUGGAGUAAGCGGCUACAAUGUCCUCGCAGUCGGCAUCCUGACUUUCGUCAGCAACUGGACAGGCCCAAUAUACUGGACAUCAGCUACGAAUCUCAUGCUUCUUCGACUAAGUAAAUCGGGACAGAAGAACCUUUUAAGUCAGCAUUUGUCAUUACUCACAGUCUUCGUAACGAGCAGCUUGGUUUUCGUGAUGGCUGCUUGUACUCUACUACGAACGCAUCUCUUCAUUUGGACAGUGUUUUCUCCAAAAUAUUUGUAUAGCAUGGCGUGGAGCUUGGGACAGCAUCUGGUGAUAAAUAUGGGGUUUGGAAGCUUGCUCUACUGGCUAGGCAAGCAGUAUGCAUAGACCGAGGGCAAAGGUUUGGGAAAGGAUGACAUAUUUAGUUGACGGAUCAGCAAAAGGACACUGGAACUUAGAUAGGUUCUCUUAAAUUAUGCUAUCGAAUAGAUCAUC